Raphanus sativus (radish) is the source of this 668-nucleotide messenger RNA. RefSeq names its product NADH dehydrogenase [ubiquinone] 1 beta subcomplex subunit 8, mitochondrial. Lineage: Eukaryota; Viridiplantae; Streptophyta; Magnoliopsida; Brassicales; Brassicaceae. The coding region runs from base 79 to 456 and encodes 125 amino acids. The transcript is spliced from 4 exons. The record is from RefSeq and is a predicted model, not a curated record.
UUCGAUUCAUCUUUGGAUCCCCUGAGAACAGAAAGAGAAACCUGAAACAACGAAAGCUUCGGCAAAUAGGAAAAAAAAAUGGCAGGAAGAUUGAGCGGUGUGGCCUCACGAAUCAUGGGUGGAAACGGCAUCGUAGCCCGAUCCGCCGCCUCUUCUCUCCGUCAGCGCGCUGGCAUGGGUCUCCCCGUGGGCAAGCACAUCGUCCCCGAUAAGCCUCUUUCGGUUAACGACGAGCUGAUGUGGGACAACGGGACUGCGUUUCCAGAGCCUUGCAUAGAUCGGAUUGCUGAUACCGUUGGGAAGUAUGAAGCAUUGGGAUGGUUGUGUGGCGGUUUAGGGUUCUUUGCUACUCUUGGUUUGCUCGCUGUUGUGAACGAUAAGGCUUCCAAGGUUCCUUUUACACCACGAGUGUAUCCGUAUGAUAACCUGAGAGUGGAGCUUGGAGGAGAGCCGUAGAAGAGACCUAUCAAGUGAUCUACUUAAUCAAAACUCAAGCAGUUUUUCUUCACUGCUUUGUUCUACAAAAAUGUUUUAAUUUCCUCCUCAGAACGUGAAGACAAAACGAAUAAAAGAGACUUGCGUUUUUCAUUUACAUGUGCUGUCCCUGUUAUUAACAGUGACCAAUUUGAGUGAUUCAUAAGACUAAUAAGACAUCUGUUUUCAAUAAA